Molecule: messenger RNA, 1564 nt
Organism: Macrobrachium nipponense
Lineage: Eukaryota; Metazoa; Arthropoda; Malacostraca; Decapoda; Palaemonidae
Exons: 5
Coding region: 370-1017 (215 amino acids)
Source: RefSeq, a predicted model, not a curated record
CCUCUGUGUGAAGUUUCGCGUCGUAGUUGUAUAUAAUUCAGCCCCCUAAUAGGAGCCAGCUAUUAGGAGCCCCCUUUGGAGCUUUUAGGGUAGGGAGCCAACAGCGGCGGCCCAAGACAGCGAGUGCCACCAAGGGCGUCUUCACUAGUUGCUAUCAGGGCACCAGUUAGAGAACUGUGGGCCAUUAAUACCCAGGCGUCUUGUACCUCGGCAUAGACAUUGUGGACCUUGACGUAAUCUAGCAUCUGGGUAUGGGACAGAUCACAUUUCAAACACUUGGGAGUGUCUUGCAACUCUUUGGAAAAAAUAGCCGCAAAGCACCAGGGUCUUAAUUCUAAAGAAACCUAGAACCUACAACAAAACUCCAAAAUGCCCCGCUACGCCUACCAGAAGCCCCGAGCCAAGGUCUACGCCUACAACUUCGGCUACAUGAACAACUACUACAAGCCCAUGACUCACUACCUGAGCAAGGAGCCCUCCCACCCGACGGAGAGACCAGGAGCGCAGUGCUUGGCAGAGCGCCUGAAGAAGUUCCCCAUGGAUGGAAGCAUAUACCAUGAAAGAGAUGAGAUCUAUGACUAUGUGCCCUCGGCCUCGGUUUCCCCACGGGGUACCCCAGCCAGGGAAAUCGAGCCUCGAGCGUACGCCCCUCUGCCGGUCUUCGAGCACGAGGACUCCGUCCCUCCUCCGAAAAGAGUCCCUGCGGAAGAAGGACGGAGGGUCCUCCCCUUGCACCUGAAGCAUCCCUACCGCCUUCCUGUAGAAGACGAGGUAAUGCCCCUGCACGAAAGCUCCAUCUGGCCCGAAGGACGCAAACAUUUCGACCUCGUGUCAUCCUAUGAUCUCAUGUGUGGAUACUUGGGUCUGUGCCCUUACAUCAGUGGAACCACCAAAGAAACGACCCCUGUGGUCCAUCCAUCCUUACCGGCUCCCCAUCGAAGACCGCAUAUACCCUCUCGACGAAGAGGACCUCUGGCCACACCUGGUCCCCCACUUCAACUUGGUCUCCUCCUAUGAUCUGAUGUGCAAGUUCUUAGGCAUUAAAGACAGACUCUUGGAUUAGCAAGUCUUGGCCGAACCAGGCAGAUGAGACAAAAUGACACAAGGAAAACACAAUAAAAUAUUUUAUAUUCCAUUUUUUUUAAACAAGGGUUUCCAAGACAAACUUUAUUAUUUACCGCUACGCUUCUCCCCACAUACGGCAGCCAUUAAGGACACUCCCGACACAUUUCACCCCCCUGUCGAAUUCAUUCUGUCAUUCUGUGAUCUUCACGCAUAUCAGAACAUUUAUUUAUUUUCAUUGUCGUCACGAGAAACAUCACCAUUUCUCACUCAUUCUCUCACUCACGUGGCUCAGAUAACCAGGUGUGAUGCUUCGCCAUUUAUAUUUUUUUUUUCUUCUUUUUCGACCCUGAGUAAUAAAAGUGUGAUGCUAAUCAAGCUUCUUUGUUAAAUCUGUCAGCCUGUGAUCUGAGGCAUCAUUCUGUAUGCACAUCGCCAUUAUAGCACAUUGUAAUCUAGUCAACGUAGCAGCUUAGUUUAAAAUAAACUAUUUAUUGCUGUA